Oryzias latipes (Japanese medaka) is the source of this 1569-nucleotide messenger RNA. It is a transcript of the gene gba1, whose product is annotated as glucosylceramidase beta 1. Gene Ontology annotation, biological process: glucosylceramide catabolic process. Lineage: Eukaryota; Metazoa; Chordata; Actinopteri; Beloniformes; Adrianichthyidae. The record is from RefSeq and is marked provisional. Gene Ontology annotation, molecular function: glucosylceramidase activity.
AUGGGGCUGUUGUUGCCAUCGUCUGUAUUUUUGUUGGUUCUUUUCACUGGAGCAGAAGUGAUCCUCAGUUCAGGAAGCUCCGAUUGUGUUGCCAGAAACUUUGGCCAUGAUUCCAUUGUGUGUGAGUGUAACUCCACUCACUGUGACAGCAUUGGGCCGGGGAACUUGCCUCCAGUGGGGAACUUCUCCUCCUACCUGAGCAGCAUGGCGGGCAGCAGGCUGGAGGCCAGCCAGGGUCAGAUCCAGGUGAACAGCACUGGAGCAGGCCUCAGACUGACUAUUGUUCCACACCAGAAGUUUCAAAGGAUUAUGGGAUUUGGUGGAGCAAUGACAGAUGCAGCGGCCAUCAACAUCCUGUCUCUUUCUGCUGGUGCACAGGAGCAGCUGCUUCGACAGUACUUCUCCAGGGACGGAAUUGGCUACAGCGUUGUGCGCGUCCCCAUGGCCAGCUGCGACUUCUCCACCCGCCUCUACACCUACGCUGACACACCUGGAGACUACAACCUGGCUAAUUUCACUUUGGCCCCUGAGGACAUUCACAUGAAGAUCCCUCUCCUGCAGCGUGCGCAGACCUUAUCUCCUCGUCCUCUCUCCCUCUUGGCCAGUGCUUGGAGCGCCCCCAGUUGGAUGAAAACUAAUGGCGCCCUCAUAGGAAAGGGCUCCCUGAAGGGAAAGCCAGGAGGCAAGGAGCAUAAAACAUGGGCUCAGUACUAUAUCAGAUUCCUGGAGGAGUAUGCUAAAUAUAACCUCACCUUCUGGGCUGUGACUACUGGAAAUGAGCCCUCUGCAGGCCGUAUGACAAACUACAGCUUCCAGGCUCUGGGUUUCACUGCAGAAGAGCAGAGGGACUGGGUAGCUUUGGACUUGGGCCCCGCCCUGCAUGCCUCUGCGUACCCAGACACUCACAUCCUUUUGCUGGAUGACAGUCGCCUGCUGCUUCCUUACUGGGCUAAAGUGGUCCUAAAUGACGUUCAUGCUGGUCGAUACAUUCAUGGGGUGGCCGUCCACUGGUACAUGGACAGUUUAGUCCCUGCAGAUAUAAGCUUAGGGGUGACUCAUCAACUCUAUCCAGAGUAUUACCUCUUCGGCACAGAGGCCUGCGCUGGCUGGAGUUCACCAGACAGAGGAGUGAAGCUGGGAAGCUGGAGCAGAGCUGAAGAGUACGCUCACGACAUUCUAGAGGACCUAAAUCACCAUGUUGUCGGCUGGACUGACUGGAAUCUUGCACUAGAUCCAACUGGUGGACCAAACUGGGUGAAAAACUUAGUGGACAGUCCAAUCGUGGUGGAUGCAAAGCGGGACGUCUUCUACAAACAGCCUUCUUUUUACAGCAUGGCUCACUUCAGCAAGUUCCUGUUGGAGGACUCUCAGAGGGUGGGCGUGUCUUCCAGUGGGAAAACGCAGCUGGAAUACUCGGCCUUCGUCAGACCAGACAGCUCAGUGGUUCUUGUCGUACUCAACAAGGCAUCGUCUGAGAUCCAGUUUGAAGUCUGGGAUCCGGCUGUGGGCUACAUUCCCUGCACUGCUCCAGCUCACUCCAUACUCACACUGGCCUGGAACACACGCUGA